Messenger RNA from Brassicogethes aeneus, 864 nucleotides. The record is from the annotation of a GenBank genome assembly. Lineage: Eukaryota; Metazoa; Arthropoda; Insecta; Coleoptera; Nitidulidae.
UAAAGUAAUAAACGUCAACGAGAAAAAGUCGUCUGUCAAUUCUGACGAGCGAAACUUUCGUGCACGAAAAAAGAUGGAGUCGGCUCAGAAUCGCUCCAAAACCGUUAUACCGCAGCAGAAGAAGCUGCUCUACAGUUACAUGAGGCGGCAUAUUUCUCUGUCGAUGGGGAAAUUCUCGAGAAACUUCACGCACAAGAACGCUCAAAAGCUGUGGAUGGAGCUUACUGAGACGUUGAACGCGGUUCCAGGAGGCAGCUUCAAGAACUGGAGGCAAUGGCGUAAGCUAUGGCAAGAUCUUCGCUGCAGGGAAAAGAAAAUGUGCCGUGCAUUCCCUGAAGAAAUUUCUGACUCGGACACCAUGCAAGUGACUCCGAAAGUAGAGCCUCCAGAAGAUCAUUACACUGCCGAUUCCGUCUCGUCCACCUCCACUACCAGACCUAUGCCCCCUUUGUACAGCAGCAAGCAAAUGGCUUCCAUGUCAUUCAAUUCCCCUCAGUCUUUGACCUUAAUAGAGUCUCCAAAGUUGAUUCCACUUGCCAAUACGAAAACCGUGCCAAAGGAUUGCUACCUGUUGGUUUCACUUGUAGAAGGGCCUCCAAAUGUGAUUGCAAAUAAGAAAGAGGAAGAUGACAAGGAACUGGUGGAAGUCAAAUGGGCCAAAGUCAACGCUUUGGAACGAAUAGCAACAGCUUUGGAAGUAUUAGUGCACAGUAAAGUUAAUUUACCUGAAGAGAUAGUUUCUGCAUUGCAAUAGAUAAUAAGUAUAUUUUUAGUGCAUAUUUGUUUUUGUUUCGGUUAAUAUAGUUAAUUUUCUUGAAAAAGCAUGACUUUGUAGCUAUACUUUGUAAUAUCAUUUCAAUAAAG